AAUUCGUUCUCAGUUUCCAGCUUCUUAUAAUCGUCAGAAAUUACUGAAAGCAAAACCAUAUAUUGCAUGCAUAUGUGUUGAAUUUGUAUCUUUCUCUAGAACUAUACCAAGAGCCACCUGCUCUAAAAGACAGGAUGAGGUGUAACAACAUGAAGUAUUAAUGUCCAUGCAAAGAUAAGUAUGGCCAAGACGUGUCGUCUCUGCCUCAUCUCCUCCUCCAUAUAUAAGCUCUACUCUGCUUCUCCUCCUCCUUAAUUGCUCUUGCAUAUAUCAAUGGCUAAGCCCUUACAGCUUGCUAUUCCUCUUUGCUUGGUACUCCUUCAUGUCCUCUCCCAAUACGGGUGCUUAGCAGCUGAUCCGCAGUUUGAACCCAUCAAGCAAAAUCAGUGCCAAAUCGAUCAACUCCAAGCCCGCGAACCCGAUAUUCAGAUCGAGUGUGAAGCUGGUCGGAUUGAGUCAUGGGAUCACUACCAGAAUGACUUUCAGUGCGCCGGCGUCGCGGCUCAGCGAAUCACCAUUGAACCCAAUGGCCUUCACUUGCCUUCUUACACACAUUCCCCUCAACUCAUGUACAUCGUCAAAGGUUGGGGUGUGAUGAUGACUGCAUUGCCUGGCUGUCCGGAGACGUUCGAAUUGUCUCAAGGCUCUGAACAAGUACAAGAAGAAAGACAAGGCUUCGACGAUUUAGAACGCCACCAGAAGGUUCGGUUCAUUGGAGAAGGUGACAUCAUUGCUAUUCCUCCUGGGAUUGUCCACUGGGUGCACAACAAUGGCAACUCAUCCCUCGUCGCCGUUAGUCUUCUAGACAUCUGCAACGACCUUAACCAGCUUGAUCGAAACCCGAGGAGAUUCUAUCUUGCUGGUAACCCGGAAGAUGAGUUUAACCGACAAGGGGAAGACAUAAGUCAGGAGGAUGAGUUUAACCAACAAGAAGGGGAAGGCAUAAGUUAUGAGCAGAGACGCCACUCGGGUCAGGGAUCAAAUUACAACAAUAACAUCUUCGCAGGCUUUGACACUAGCCUACUUGCAGACGCUCUCAAUGUGGACAUUGAAACUGCCAUGAAAGUUCAUGGCCAGAUUGAUCAACAACGAAGCCAAAUCGUGAGAGUGGAGGGAAAAUUUGGUUUUCUCCACCCUCCAAUUAAGUCAUCACAUUGGCAGCGAACCCAACAGGAACAAAAAGAUGAGCAGCAAGGACUGCAGGGAAGACAUGACAAUGGUCUUGGGGAGUCAUUGUGCAACAUUGCUCUAAAACAGUACCUUGGUGACCCUAGACGUGCAGACAUUUACACGCCACAAGCUGGUCGCAUCAAUAUCCUCAACAGCAAUGAUAUGCCCAUCCUUAAGCAAAUGUCCCUCAGCGCCGAGACGGGUUUCUUGUACAAUAAUGCCAUCUAUAGCCCACAUUGGAACCUCUUGGCACACGAAAUAUUCUACGUGAUCAGAGGAAGUGCUAGGGUACAAGUGGUGAAUGACAAUGGUGAGACCAUAUUCGACGAUGAGGUCCGCCAGGGUCAGUUGUUUAUAGUGCCGCAAAACCACGCAGUCUUGCAGAAGGCUAUUGACAAUCAGGGAUUCCAAUACAUAGCAUUCAAGACGCAGGACAACGCGAUCAUCAACACAAUGGCUGGCUGGACCUCAGUCUUGAGAGCACUGCCGGAUGAUGUGCUAGUAAAUGCGUACCAAAUUUCUCAAGAAGAGGCCAGGAUGCUCAAGUACAACAGGCAGGAGACCCUUGUAUUGAGUUCAUCAAGUUCCUCUUAGGGCUAAGCGUUUAUCUUUUCUUUCUCUGCUUCUUGGUUUUGUAAGAAAGCGUCACUAUUUCGAUUAAUAAAGGAAAGUAGAAUGUUAAGCAAUUCAUGGAC
This is a messenger RNA of Fragaria vesca subsp. vesca, 1865 nucleotides long. Its product is annotated as legumin A-like. The transcript has 4 exons. The record is from RefSeq and is a predicted model, not a curated record. Gene Ontology annotation, molecular function: nutrient reservoir activity. NCBI's taxonomy places the organism in Eukaryota, Viridiplantae, Streptophyta, Magnoliopsida, Rosales, Rosaceae. Bases 274 to 1764 code for a protein of 496 amino acids.